Molecule: messenger RNA, 1385 nt
Organism: Amblyraja radiata (thorny skate)
Lineage: Eukaryota; Metazoa; Chordata; Chondrichthyes; Rajiformes; Rajidae
Product: zinc finger protein 239-like
Exons: 2
Coding region: 251-1216 (321 amino acids)
Biological process (GO): regulation of transcription by RNA polymerase II
Cellular component (GO): nucleus
Molecular function (GO): DNA-binding transcription factor activity, RNA polymerase II-specific
Source: RefSeq, a predicted model, not a curated record
CUGAGCGCGAGGGAGACAGAGAGAGAGAGAGAGAGCGCGGGGUUGACGGUUGACGGUUGGAGCGCGGGGACGAGGAGCGGGAACAAGAUGAAGAUGAAGCGGCGCUGAAACCCCGGCCCCUGGGUUUAGGAGCCGUUGCUGUGGACGGAGAGACGGGGACGUGAGCGGCCAUUGAGGGUGGCCUGGGUGCCGGUGAGCCCCCCCCUCAUCUGCUCGGCGUGCGGGCUGAGCUUCGACGGGCUGACCUUCGAUGGAGGAACACAUGACAGGGCACAAGAAGGAGAAGCGUUAUGAGUGUGACGUGUGUGGCAAGGCCUGGCAGACCCCAGGCCGGCUGGAGACCCACCGGCGGGUUCACACGGGAGAACGCCCCUUCACCUGCUCGGAGUGCGGCAAGAACUUCAAAUGCUACGACAACCUGCAGAAGCAUAGCCUCGUGCACUCCGACGAGAGGCCCUUCACCUGCUCCGACUGUGGCAAAGGCUUCAAGUCGUCCACGCAGCUGAGGUUGCACAGGCGCCUGCACACCGGGGAGCGGCCCUACACCUGCAGCAACUGCGGCAAGGACUUCAGCCACUCCAGCAGGUUACUGGAGCACCAGCGCACCCACACCGGCGAGUGCCCCUACACCUGCGCCCAGUGUGGCAAGCGCUUCCCCCGCUCAAGAUACCUGCUGGAGCACCAGUACACCCACAACGGCGAGCGCCCCUACAACUGUGGCGAAUGCGGCAAGGGCUUCACCCGCUCCACCGGGCUGCGAAGGCACCAGCGCACCCACACCGACGAGCGUCCCUACACCUGCACUCAGUGCGGCAAGGGCUUCAUCCGCUCCGACACCCUGCUGGAGCAUCAGCGCACCCACACCGGCGAGCGUCCCUACACCUGCACUCAGUGCGGCAAGGGCUACACCCACUCCAGUAACCUGCUGUUCCACCAGCGCUCCCACACUGGCGAGCGUCCCUACACCUGCGCCCAGUGUGGCAAGGGCUUCACCCGCUCCACACGCCUGCUGUACCACCAGCGCACCCACACCGACGAGCGCCCCUACACCUGCACCCAGUGCGGCAAGGGCUUCACCCGCUCCCACAACCUGCUGUCACACCAGCGGGUGCAUGCCAGCGACCGUCCCUUCCCCAGCCCGGUGUGUGGAAAGCGCUUUGCCGUGGCCUCCCACGCCCUGUCUCACCAGCGCGUGCACACCAGUGGCCAACCCUAGGACUGCCCGUACUGCUGUGAGGCAUUUGACAGCUUGCGGGAGUUGCGACAGCACCGGCGGACCCACGCCAGCGAGCGGCUUCUCCCACUGCGACAACCGUUUCAUGAGAGCACGGGGGCUGCGGGAGCACUAGCAGAUACACACUAGAGGGAGACCCUUUGUGUGCGCU